Messenger RNA from Betta splendens (Siamese fighting fish), 2889 nucleotides. RefSeq lists its product as uncharacterized. The transcript has 16 exons. The coding region runs from base 270 to 2141 and encodes 623 amino acids. The record is from RefSeq and is a predicted model, not a curated record. NCBI's taxonomy places the organism in Eukaryota, Metazoa, Chordata, Actinopteri, Anabantiformes, Osphronemidae.
CCCGCUUCGGACGUUAUCACGGCAUUCAAUGGCCAUUAUCAGUGGUUGUCAGCUUAUACUUAUGGGCCAAUAGGUGCCUACUCCACCUACUGACAGCGGUGAGUAGGUGCAGCAGGUCGUCGUCAUCUAUUCCUAAAGUAGAUCACGGCUUGGAGGACCAAACCAACUGAAUCCAGAUCCACUAGAGGCGCUGUUGAACCCUUUUUCUUCACACGGGAGAAUCGACGCGCUGACCAAGGCUUUACUGUCAUAUUGGAGAUACUGGAGAUAUGGUGAAACACAGGACAAGUGUGCGAUCUACGAAACAUAGAGUAUGUGUUCGUCGGAGGACCAUUGGUGGUGCUACCAAAGUUUCUGUUUUGAGAAACGUUUCACAUCCACCUGUAACUGUGGAUGUUACACCUGUCACCACCACAUCAUCUCUGGAUGAACAUUCAGAGGCAGAACCAAGCAGCAGUUGCAUGUCCGAGACUGCUUACACAAAAGCAAAGAAGAAGGAGCUCAGGGCCUGGGACUCAUUGAAAGAGGAUAUGCUGCGGGUAUCUUAUGAGUCAUCAGCACCAUCUACAAAUAUCUGUGCUCUCUGCAAAGAGCAUGCAGAGUAUAGGUGCCUUGAGUGCAGCAGUACUAAUAUGUUUUGUGAGACCUGUAUCACAAAAACCCACCGCAAUUCCUUGCACCUACCAGAGAAAUGGAAUAAAACAUUGUAUGUGACAUCUCCGCUUGAAUUAGCACUACGCUUACCAGGAGAACAUUGUUCUCAUGCUGUGUACGCAAGAGAUAUGAAAAUAUUUGUGAACACAGGCCAGUUGUGCAGCUUCAGCGUGACUCUUUGUACAUGUGAACCAGAAACUUGCACCCUGCUCAGAUAUGGAAUCUGGCCUGCGACACCAGAGAGGCCUCAAACAGCGUUCUCUAUAGCUCUUUUGGAGCUUUUUCAUUAUCUGUCCAUGGAAUGCCAGGUGUCUGUUGAGGGAUUCUGCAAUAUGUUGCGGUGGAAAAACAAUCUGUCUCUUUCAGAGGUUAACAUGCUCUACAGAGCUCUGGUGGGAGAAUCUAUAUCCCAGUUUCGCCACCACCACUUUAGAUGCAGAAGUUUAUCUGGUCUUUGUCCCUCAUUUGAUGAUGGAACAACAUGCCCAGUAUGUCCUAAGAGUAACGGCAAUCUGAUUGUAACAAUGGAUGCCAACUUUGGCCUUGUUCGAAAAAGAAGUUCAGGAAGUAGUUUGGUGGAGCCGUUGCAUGGUAACAGAAUGUUUGUGAGGGAAGAAGAUGUGCAAGAAUACCUGUCAUCCCAUCCUGAUGGUUCCAAGCCAAAUGAAGACUGUAGUAAUUUCAAGGCAGGGAACCUGCUUCGUUCUCAAAAAAACCAACAAAAACUAGAUGUAACAGGGGUGUUUGGAGUCUCUUGCCGCCAUGAGAUUCCGUUGGUGUUUUUGAACAUGACCCAGGGAGAACGGCUAGCAUAUCCAAUGUAUAUAAUCAAAGAACUCCUAACAAGGAAUCAGGGCAAGAACCUCAAUCUGCAUGUCAUAUAUGACAUUGCAUGUGUACUUUCAUCACACAUGCAUAAAAAAGCAGAAGCAAUGCAACAAGGCGUAUCUCUGGCUGUUCCAGCAUUUCAUGUUUUUGGUCAUAAAUUACAGUGUCAGGUUCUGUACAGUACGAGAAGAUUAAAAGGCUUUGGGCUAACAGAUGGAGAAGGUAUGGAGAGGUUGUGGUCCUUCCUUAGAAGAUUUGCUCGUAUUACAAAAGAGAUGAGUCCAUCCCACCGGCUUGACCUCUUGACUGAAGCACUUCUUUAUUAUGGGAGGAGAAAAACAGCGGAUAUAGAAGUGCAGCUCCAUCACAGAUGGGAAAAAGCAGAGAAGGUCGCUAAUCUAGCUAAAGAGGAGUUAGCUGCUGUCUUAAAAGAGGCACCAGCGAGUGUUUCAGAGCACACUGUACAGAGAUGGAUGGAAACGGAGAACGAAGUUGCUAGAUUGACAGUUUUGAAAACCAAAAUAGCAGACAGUGUUCCCAAAUGGAAGAGGGUGUAUGUGACAACGCUGAUUGAGCUCCAGCAGCUCAAAUCAUGUGAUCAUGAUUCAGCUGUUGCAGAUGAGAAAAAAUGGACAGGGAAUUGCUGUCAGAUUGUCUAAACAAAUUAAGGCCUGUAACAAGAGACUGAGGAAAACCAUAACAGAUUACAAUAGUCUGCAAUGGCCACCACAGACAACCAUCUUCCCACCACAGAUGGAUUUUCAAGAAGCAUGUGAUCCCUCCUGGCCUGUCUACUGUAGCAUUGAUGAAAAUACAGAGGAAGGAGACUUUUCACGAUCCCUCAAAAGACGUGCCAUUGAUGCAUUGCACCUGAAGACCAGGGCUGCUGAGGAGAAGAUCAUGCUUCAGGAUGAAAUGAAGACUUUAAUACAUCAUGUUCAGCAACAACAUGCUUCUUUACACUCAGCUAUUACUAAUACUAAGCAACCUGGCUCCAGAGCUGUUCUUGUUGGCACCAUUAUAAACUUGGAACAGAAACUACAUAAUGCUACCUUGAUGUUCCAGCAACACAUUCCAAGUAUUGCUCCUCUUUCACACGCUUACCUGCCACAGUUGAAUGUAGUCUGCCAGAACGUGAUAUCACCGGAUGUGUACAUGGCUUUAUUCAACGACGAUGAUGAUGAUGAUGAUGAUGAAGAUGGUAAUGAUGAUGAUGAGGAGGAUUGUGAUGAUAGCAUUUAAAGCUAAAAUAAAAUGCAGAUUCAUCCAACACAGAAUCUAAAAUGACAGACUUGUAAAUAUGCAAGCAGGAUUGUGCAAAUGUACUUAUUUAGGUAUUCCUAAAGCCUGUGUUUUGUGAAAGUGUAUGAAAUAAAAGAGUUUAAAAGAAGAGAAUAAAUGUUUUGU